This is a messenger RNA of Nerophis lumbriciformis (worm pipefish), 2358 nucleotides long. NCBI's taxonomy places the organism in Eukaryota, Metazoa, Chordata, Actinopteri, Syngnathiformes, Syngnathidae. The record is from RefSeq and is a predicted model, not a curated record.
AUGGGAGAGGCGACCCCGGCUCAGUCCGCCGCUGGCGCCUUCGGUCCAAUGCUGGCGGUCGGCAUGGGCUCCAUGGCCGCGCACGGCGCUCCCUCGGCGGCCGCCAGAGGCUCGGCUGUGCCGCAGCUCCACAGCGCCAUCGUGGAGCGUCUCCGCGCCCGGAUCGAGCUGUGCAGACGGCACCACUCCACCUGCGAGGACCGCUACCGCCGCGGACAGGCUGAGAGCUCGGACCGAGAGCACGAGAGUACUCUGCAUCUGCUCAACGUCGUGCAGCAGGGGCCGGGGGCGCGCAAGGGCAAGAGCUGCCGCGGGGCUGCUGGACAACCGCCGCAGCCACAGCCGCCUCCGGACUACGGUGCCAGGGGUGCCAACGGGGAGCACAGGGGCGCCGAGCUGGACCACAAGAUGUCUACGCGCAUAGCGCUUCAAGGUUCUUUAAGGAGGAAGUUGGAAGGCCACGCCCCCAAGCAGAACUCGCUUUCAUGCACUUUCGCCGGGUCUGACUUCAAGCGCAUCCGGCUGGAAAUCGGCAGCGGCGGGGCGGGUCGAGGCCCGUGUGACGGCACCUUAAGCCACGCCCACCCAUCCCAAACACCGAGAAAGAACUUCAUGAUCCCGGACGUCUUCAACGCGACCCUGAAGGAGAUGAAGAAGGAGCCCACGGAGUUGCAAUCGUCGUGCGGCCGCUCGCACACCGACGCCAUCUUUGACUUCAAGGACGAGGGCGGCGGUCACAUCGAUCCGGAGCUGCAGGACCUUUUCGACGAGCUGACCAAGUCGGUGCCGCCGCUUAACGACCUGGACUUUGAGAAGAUGCUGAAGCAGGACGAUUCCUUCUCUCUGGAAUUGGGGCGCCCUGGCUCGGUGGGCCUGUGCCCCCCCACGGAGCGCCCCAUCAAAUUGGAACGGUCCCCGGAUUACACCGGGGUACAGGGUGGCUCGCCGCAGCUUCGGCCGUCUUCAGCGGGGCCCUCCUUUGCGUUGACCGCCUCUCCCACAGGUAGCCCCGCUGCGGGGCGGUCCCUCCCCUGCUGGCCGGAAAUCUCCCAUGCUGAGCAGCUAAAGCAGAUGGCGGCCAACCAGCAUCAGCCUACCUCGCUUCUCCACCACAACCGACAACUGCCACCCGCGGGUCUGUCUGGUUGGGGCUCCCCUGCCUUCCAAGACAAGGGGGCACGGCCGAGGCUCCUCCAGCAGGGUAAAGGCACCAGUAGCUGCCUUUUCAAUUCAAAUGGCGUCCACCACAUAGAAAUGAAGCCGCUAACCACCAAGCCCGGCUUGCACUUCAGCCCCAAGGUGCCUCCACUGCCGACGCCCAUGAUGGCCGGCAACAAAACCGACAACCACAUGCAACGACUUUCACCUCAGGAUGGUCAGAACCAGAACAACACACAGCUUCCGACGCCGCAUUUCCAGAAUCGGCAGCACGUCUCCUCGUCCUCGACUCUCCUGCAGGGAGGAGCGUUGCCCUACAAAAUGAGCCCACAUCAUCAGGGUGUCCCCUGUGGACCGAGGCCGCCCGGUAAUGGAAAUCUGGGCCAGCCGCGCCUCCCGGUGUCCAUCCACCAGCCAAAGGCUCCCGUCAAGUCGCCCGUCAUGCAAAGACAACCAAACCAAGUACACAGAGUUGGCAACACCUCGGAAAAAGACGCAUCCCAGGACCAAUUCAGCCGCCACCUGACGAGGCCACCGCCAGAUUAUCAAAGAAGCGUCUUCCCUGGUGCAAAUCCAUCGCAGUCGUCCAUGUCCGGCUCGGAGAAGGACCUCCAAUCCAUGUCCUGCCAGCUUUCCGGCACAUCCGCUUCCGAGCUGACCUCGUCAAAUCACCGUUUUGACUGCGGUGGACAGCUCCCCAAUUCCAAUCGAAUGGCGCUAACCCCAAAUAAGCCCAGAUUCCUGGGCCACAAUACGCAAGGGAACUCUUUUGUCGCUGAUCAGCAUUCCUCCAGGAUUUUGAUGACCAACAUGAGCUGGCCCGCCGGACUCGGGCGUCAAGCUAACACGCUGGACCAUCAGUUCCCGCAGAGACCCGUCGGACUUCCCAACCAGGUGGCGCCGGAUCUCCAGAUGAUGAUCAGAGAGGCCGGGUCCAGACCCACCCUGCGGCAGCUGAACCGGCCCUCUCCGGAGCAGCGGGUUCCGGCCGCGGGCAACUUCGCCGAGGCCACUUCCGGCGGCUACCAUAGCGGUCGCGCCAAUCGAGUGACCUUUGACUUCCUGCCCGAAGGAGAUAACACCGUCCCGGGGAUUAACACGGAUUCGGACUUCAUAGACUCUCUGCUCAAGUCGGGUUCGGGGAACGACGAUUGGAUGAAAGACAUCAACCUAGAUGAGAUUCUGGGAAGUCACGCGUGA